UAAUUUCUCCCUUGUUUUAGGGUAUUUCAGUCUGUCGGUCGUCUUCUCGGCAUGACCUAACCUUCCCCCUUCUUUGAUCUGUCUCCCGCCGUCUCUCCCUCAUUUGGUGCCUCGGCACUUUCGUCGCCUCUCUCCGUCUGUUGUCUACUCAGCUUGAGCCACGUACAAGAGUUUCUCCGUUAGGUGUACCAUGUUCGGUUAGGCUCUGGAUAUGCAACCGUAUUUUCCUUUUGUCGUAGCAUUGGACAAGUUUCCUGGUUUUACCUGACUCUAUCGCGGCUAAUGUCGGGGCCGUGGAGCGAGGAGGCGGAGGAGGAUGCGUCAUCGCUGGCAGGGACGACUGACGUUGAGCUGAUCAAGCGGGCAUGGCGGAACGAGAAGGCCGCCCCCGAGAUCCUUCAGUUCGAGGGUCCGCUCGUCCUCCGCGUCCGAGAGCAGAUCCAGCUCCUUGAAGAGACAGUGGAGGAAUCUACGGAGAAUGGUUCCAAUGAUCUAGUUGUUUCUCUUUACCAAAUGGAUUUAGAUCGCACCCUAUUUCUUUUGAGAUCUUAUCUUCGAAUCCGUCUACAAAAGAUUGAGAAAUAUAUGAUCCACAUAUCCAAGACUAAUCUUUGGAACCGGCUUUCUGAGCAAGAAAAGAAGUUUACAAAAAGGUGCACAGAGAUAAUGGAGAAGCUUCUUGAGCAGUCUGUGCUAGCAAGAUUGCCCUAUGGCUACGAGUCCUUUCUGAAACAAUCAAUAUCAAGUGAAGAAGAUGAUAUGGUUCCCGAGCCCCAGUUAGAUACAUUUGUCUUCUGCAAGGCAAAGGAUGCUGUUGGAGCUUUUCAGCUGGAUGACAGUGGGGAUGAGAUUGUGGACUUGGUUGCUGAUGACUUGUAUGUCAUCCGUUAUAAAUCCAUAAAAGGUUUGGUGGAGGCUGGCCAGAUUGAUCUUGUGUGACUUAUUCAAAGGCUAAAUAUAGGGCAAAGUAAUCUGCAUCUUCUGAGAGGGGCUGAAGGAUGUGGACUUGUAAACAGAAGGGUUAUAAGGGUCUUAAAGGACAGCAUUAUAUGCUGUGUCCUUUAGCAUGUGGUGUUUGUUCUAAGGAGUUGAUAAUGAAUUCUCAACACUUGGAAGAAAAGCCAAUCUUCUUUAGGCAUUGUCCGUUGAAAGCAUUUGCUGGAUUAUGGAGUUUUUGUAAGUGUUCCAGGUGACAACUUGUUGGAUUAUUCAGACAUCUGCUUCCUGUCUAAAUUAAGGGUGUCGACACUUUGGAUGCUACCUUUUAGAAAAAUCCUUGUAAUAUGUCUAAUAUUCACCUUUAAUUUCUUCUCACCUAUCUUAACAAACCCGACUUUAGAUGCGACCAGUCAAUGCAAAUAGAUAGAUUUCACAUUUGAAAUUCUUAUUUAACAAUAUAUCAUUGUACUUCCAUGA
This is a messenger RNA of Musa acuminata AAA Group (dessert banana), 1416 nucleotides long. RefSeq names its product DNA replication complex GINS protein SLD5-like. The record is from RefSeq and is a predicted model, not a curated record. Gene Ontology annotation, cellular component: GINS complex. Gene Ontology annotation, biological process: double-strand break repair via break-induced replication; DNA-templated DNA replication. The transcript is spliced from 8 exons. NCBI's taxonomy places the organism in Eukaryota, Viridiplantae, Streptophyta, Magnoliopsida, Zingiberales, Musaceae. Bases 283 to 939 code for a protein of 218 amino acids.